AAAAUUCCAUGACAGUUGAAGAACAAGAAUCUCGGAAGCUGGGUGGCCAUUCUGUUUUUGUUGUUGUUGUUGUUUGGGUUGCAACAGAGAGGAGCAACAACAAAGAAGAGGGUAUGGUGCAUGCCUGGAAUGUGGGGUGGUCACAGCUUUCACGUUUCAAGUUGAAUUAUGGUGAGCCCAAAAGCAAGAGUGACGGCCCUUGUGCCUCCCUUUCUCCACUUACUGAGGCCCUAAGCCACAAGGAAAUUAGACAUAGCCAGAAGAAGAACAUCAAUAAUAGAAAUAAUAGAAUAGAAAUGUAAAUAGUAUUCUUCUCUACCCCACACAGUAGGGCCCAAGACAAGUUGCAAUAUGAUUUGCCAAAACAACUGUAAACAAUAUUGAAAACAUUUUUAAGAACCUCCCUCAAAUAUUCCUCCAAGGGAGGGAUAUUCAAGGGAAGGUAAAAUACUCAGUUGAAAGAAGGGAUGACUGAGAACCUUAGAUAUGCUUUUAAAAAGGCAACAGAUGAUCAGGCACAAAUAAUCAGCAGGAAAAAAAUUGAGUUUUCCAUGGAGGGCUCUGCUAAACCUAUGAUGGACCUGGGGUAGCUCAGUUGGUAGAGCGUGAGACUCUCAAUCUCAAGGUGAUGGGUUCGAGCCCCAUGUUGGGCAAAAGACUCCUGUAUUGCAGAGGGUUGAAUUAGAUGACACUCAGUGUCCCUUUCAACUCUGCAAUUCUGUGAUUCUAUGCUUGCCAACUUAAGUUACAAUGGUAUGAGUUCCACAUUGCAGGGGAAGUCUGGUCCCUGUUUUGAUAUAGCAUUAUAUAUAUAUAUAUAGCCAAGGCGAUGUUGUUUGGGGACUUGAGGACCAAGGCCGGUAGACCUGAGUCUAAACUUGAGGGUUGCCAAGAAUGGCUGGUUCCAUUUUGUGUCCCUGGAUGCCUAAUGGUUAGGAAGACAAUACUAUGCUGAAGCUUGACUAAAGGUUGCUGGGAAAUGCAUGGCCCCUAUGGAAAACAGAAGCUUCAGGUCUAUUUCAUUGGUCAGACCUGCCUUGUGGCACAUCUGCCUUCUCAGUCUUAAUCCUGCUGCAGUUACAACUGACCUGGUUGCUGCUGUUGUUCAGCUCUGGGGAGGAAAGGGCAGAGGAUUGUAAGGUUCUGUACCCCAAACUUCUCCUUUGUUUACCCCAUGACCAUCGCCUUGGAAAAUUAUGAAACAGGGGAGGACUCUUGGGAGACUCAGAACAGAUAAAUUAAAGUCCUUUGACAUGCAAUUCAUUGCACUCACUUCCACGGAAGGCAGUGUAAGCCACCCACUUAGAUGGCCUUAAAAGAAGAUAGGACAAAUUCAUGGACGUGAAGGCUAAGAGUGGCUUCUAGCCAUCAUGGCUAUGCUCUGCCUUCACAGUCGGAGGCAGCAGUGUUUCUGGGUACCAGUUGCUGGAAACUGCGGGAAGGGAGAAUUGUCUUGGACUCUGGUCCUGCUAGAGGGUUUCCCACAUGCAUCUGGUUGGCCCCUGUGGCCCCAGAGAGUGGAUACCACCAUAGAAAAGGACUUCUUUCUAGUUGAGUUUUUUCAGGUUGUAGCCAAGGCAUGCCCUGUCACCGGAAGCCACAUAACUGGAGGCCGUGAUGAUGUUGGGGUAGAACAGACCACCAAGCUGGCAAAUGAUCCCCUCCAGCACACCCCUCAUACCUAGAUUCCAAGUAUCAUUCUUAGAGCUUCUGAAUGUUGGCCUUUCCUCUUUCUGCAGAUCCUUGCCAAAGUCCGGCCAAUGCCUUUUGUCAGAAAAACAUACAGCGUCAUGUGCUGCGUCAAUAUCGUCUUGCUCAUCAUCUGCAUAGCAUCUCCCAAGUGGCUGGUCCAUCACUGUGUGAAAUCCAAUGUUCAUUUGGGGUUGUGGCUUUUUUGCUUUGAGAAGGACUGUAAACCACACCCGUACAGCAUCGGUUAGGAGGCACAACUGGUUUGCUGUUCUUUCUUGGGUUAAGGGUCAUGGGCCAAACGGACUUCUGGGUAGGAGUUUUAUUUCCAUGCAGUGGAGGCUAGGACGAGUUGACUUGAAUGACGGUCUUACCCCUUAGGUACCCACUCAGUAGCUUUUGUCUGCAGAAGUAGCAUUUUUUUCAGACCUCAGCUAUACAUUCAAAGCAAUAUAAGACCACUUUAAACAAUCAUGGCUUCCCACACAUAAUUUUGGCAACUAUAGUGUGUUAAGUAUGCUGAGAGUUGCUAAGAGUCUCCACAAUUUCCAGAGUUUCCUGGGGAGAGGUUGACUGUUAAACCACUUUGAGAAUUGUAGCUCUGGGGCAGAGGGAGAUAGAGGUCUUCUAAUAACUCUCAGCUCCCUUAACAAACUGCAGUCCCCAUGAUUCUUUGGAGGAAGACAUGGCUGUUUAAAAUAGUAUGAUAUUGCUUUAAAUGUACAGGGUAGAUGGAGUUAUAGUGUGGCAGCAUCUAUGCUCUGGAACUUAAUAUUAGGCCACACCUUGGUUGUAGCCAAUUCGUGUUUACCCAGAGUAGGGUCACUGAAAUUAAAGACCAUAGCUUACUUAGGUCCAUUACUUUUAAUGGGUCCACUAUGAGUAAAAGUUAGUGAAGAACCGGCCCGUUGUUUUCAACACUUGCUAAAAACUUUUUUGUUUAGACAAGCCUAGAGGAACGUGCAAUUUUUGUUUGUUUUGCAUAUUUGUUUGUAAAACUGUUGGUUUUAUCUAAAUUUUGGUGAUGUUGUUAUGUCUUCUUGUUUUUUAAACUCUGUUGAUUUUAGGGGUUGUUUUCUUAUGUUUUAUAUUAUUUAACGUAAACUUCUUCUUCAUAUGAUUAAAUACAUAAAUCAUACAGCAGCCUUGCACUGUAGUUCACUAUUACUAUUAGAAGCCAGAGAUGAAGCUGUGACUGGUUUGGAUUCCAAGCCAAAAAAACCCCUCCACACCUCUUAGAUUUCAGCAAUCUCCUUGGUUUGCCCCCCAGCCUUCCUACCAAAGCAAACAGAGUUCUAAUUUGUUAUAAGAAUGAAUGUACAAUGCAUGCACAAAUGUCCUCCCUCCCCCAUUGUUAAACAAUGCAGAGCCAGAAAUCCUUGUUGGGGUGUUCGAAAUCUCUGAGAGUUCUGCUCUGAUAGAUUUGAUCUGCUUUCUGCUCACUGCUGAUAUUGAACCUUUACUGGCCAUUUUCCUCUUUAAGAGAGGGCCAACAAUGGGAAGAAGCUAUUGCCCUCAUGCCCUGCUUCUGGGCUGCCUGGAAUCAUCCACUCUGUACUGCAAUCUCGCCACCACCGAGAAGGCCCUCUGCCUGGUUCCCUGUAACCUCACUUCUCAGAGUGAGGGAACCACCAGAAGGCCCUCGGUGCUGGACCUCAGUGUCCGGGCUGAACGAUGGGGGUGGAGACGCUCUUUCAGGUAUACUGGGCCGAGGCCGGUUAGGGCUUUAAAGGUCAGCACCAACACUUUGAAUUGUGCUCAGAAACAUACUGGGAUCCAAUGUAGGUCUUUCAGGACUGGUGUUAUAUGGUCUCAGAAGCCACUCCCAGUCACCAGUCUAGCUGUCGCAUUGUGGAUUAAUUGCAGUUUCCGGGUCACCUUCAAAGGUAGCCCCACAUAGAGCGCAUUGCAGUAGUCCAAGUGGGAGAUAACCAGAGCAUGCACCACUCUGGCAAGACAGUCUGCGGGCAGGUAGGGUCUCAGCCAGAGUUGAGACGAAGUUCAUCUUUGAAGUGAACUGUUUCACUCCCUUCUUUCUCAUGCUCCUUUUCUCUGCGUCUGGUCAGGCCAAUACAUUUGCUGCUAUACAUGGAUCAAAGCACGUACCUAAGAAUAACGGUUAAAUAGACACAGGAGCACCACUUGUUCCCUGGCACUACAUUAACUAAACAUGUAAUUGCCACCCUGGCUGCAUGUGGACCCUCCCAUUCAUAUAUACACUGACUAGGAAUACACUACAAAUCUGUUCUUAGAAGCACUGGCAUACUGCCACAAAUGCACUUACAAUGGGACUGUUUUUCUUUCUUUUUUUCUAGAGAGUCUGGAGGCUGUCCGAGGCCUUAUGAUAAUAGCCCUCAUUUUUACUUGCUUUGCCUUGCUAUGCGGACAGAACCUUUUAAGCCGCAUCACAAAGAGGAAGAUUCCCGACUGUAUGAUUUCUUCCAUUGCUAACUACUGCGCAGGUAUUGUGUCAGGGCACUUCAUCAUCUAGCAUAACAGUGAGUUUAGUUCUCCAUGUGGAGCAGAAACAGUGCCAGCCAUGGGCAAGAGUGGAGUAUGCUCAGAGGAACUCAGUUCUCUGGGAAGAGGGCUUGACUGUUUGCAUGCUCUGGGCAUUGUAGCUCUGUGAAAGGAAUAGGGAGUUUCCUAGCAACUCUCAGCACUACAUUUCCCAGGGUCCUUUGGGGGAGGCCAUGACUGUUGAAAACAGCAUGAUGCAGCAGCGGGUUGCCAAUCUUUUUUGGACCAGAGGGCAAUAUUGAGAGUGCCGAGGGUUCCAGUCACAAAAUGGCUGCCGUGGAAGGGACAUGGUGUAAGACAAAAUGGCUGCUGUGGGCAGCAUGGCAUAACGUUAGAGUACAGCCACUGCUGUUUCAUUGUUCCUGCCCCUGGUUAACCCCAUACUAACUAUAGAAAGUUGUGAAGAUACAGCUCUAAAUGGGACAAGAACUCUGUUUUCCUUAAUGCCAAUCCUGUACCUACUUGUCAGGAAGAAAGCCCCAUUAAACACAAAGAGACUUACUUCAGAAAUAGGCAUGUGUGACUGGACAUUAUUAAUGAGUGCCUGGACAUCAGCUCCUGCAUAACAGGAAACAUGCCCAAGUCUCUUUCCCAAGUUUUCAUAUUUAAUUUUUCUAUAUUUUUUUGGGGGGUGGGGAACAGCAUUCUUUAACAUCCACACACAAUUUUUGUUGAGUGGUAUUUGAAGAUAAUAACCUUUAGCAAGUAGCCAAUCUCAGACAAAUGCAUCAUAGGAAAGAUGCCUGCUGGUUGGCAAGGGACAAAGAAAGGACAAAAUGCAGAGAUUCUAAGGACUACUUGAAAAUAAGACAAAAGUAGGAACACUAAUGGGAAUGGGAAAAACAGAAGCACUUUAGGACUCCAGGGAUUCCUGUUGCCUGGUGUCCAAACAACCUACUUGUCAAUCACAGUUCUGACUUCACUCAUUGGCUAUAAACACUGAUAGGUGAGAACCAGGCUGUCUCAUUUCACAGAAAUUGCUUAGAAGGCUGCCUGCACAUUUUGCUUUAUAACUUUCUUUCUAGGAGAGCUAGAGAGGUACUCAUUUUUUUUAAUGGAAGCUCAGAGUCUGGGGCAUUUGCCUGGGAGCAGUAGUGAAAACCUUCCUGGGCACUGUGGCACCUAUGGGCUUGGUGGCCCCUGAGACACAGCUUGAAAUGCAUAGUGCUGGUGAGACCUUAGAUUCAUUUUCCAGUAAGGGUUGUGUGUUGGAGGGGAUUCAUUUAGUUCACAUUCUAAUGCAAUGUUCUCAAAUCAGUAUACAAACCAAAACAUACCUCUCUUUUGAAAUUUGCCCUUCUCUGAAUUUUGCAAUUUUGAAUGGUGGUUGGCCUCCAACCGAGGAAUGAUUACAAAAAUGUGCAUAUUACUGAAAACAGCCUAAAGAAACACAUUCGACUUGUGGGAUUGGUGAGGGGUAAAUUACUUGCAAAAAUGCUUAUACUAGGCAAAACUGUGUAAGAAAGUGCACCUAUUUUUGAAAAUGUGCCCAAAAACACAUACAAAUUUCCACUUCAGAUAAACGAAUUGCAAUGGGUUAAACCAAACUGUAACUGACAGGUCCAUCCACAUCGAGUUGCCAGUCUCGUAGGGCUUAGUACAUGUCAUGUGGGGGGUUGUAGGUAAAGUGGAAGAUUUACCAUCUUGUCCUUUGUCUCAGGCAGCAAAAUGUUUUGGGACAUCCCUGUCUAAUAAGAGUUUCUUGCUUGUUUGCAGGACUCUGCACUGUCAGUUCUCUAAUGAUUGUGUUGUUUGAGGUCCGUGUUGUCAUAGAUGCAGAUGUUAUACACCUGGCACCAGACUGGGCUUUCUGCAUAGCUUGCGUCUCCUUCUCUCUCAGCUUAGUGUUGGGUGAGUACAUCCUAUUCUGAGUCAGAUAAAAAUCUUGGUAAACUGGGGUCAGCUUUGUUUUCUCUCAUAUAUAUGAAUGAAUAUAUAUAUGAGAAAAUGAGCUUCAAUUUCAUAUACAAGCUUCAUUUUCUCACACUUCCAGGAUUAGUCUUCUCAUUUCCCAAUUUCUCUUCCAGGUACACAAAACCUGCUAUGGGACAGGAAGUUCCACAAAAAAGUAAAACCAUCCCAAGAGGAAGAGCCAUCAACACCCAGUGACCCUUGAGUAUAGCCCACGGACUAUGACACCUGUCACAGGUGUUCCCCAGUCAGGUGGGGCCUUGAAACCUGACUGGCCAAUGGGCGUUCUGUUUGGUGAUGUCACUUAACCAAGAGCCAUUUGGAAUAAGCCUGGAUUGCAGAAAAGAUGCCCACUUUCAUCUCUGCAACAUCACUUUUGAGAAGCCUUCUUACCCAAGUGCCCUGCUGGAAUCAUUAAAAUUAUCUCAUCCAUUACCGGGAUACCUUUUAUUCAGCAAUCGCUUUUGCCUCGGGUGGAAUAUCCCUCUUGCUUUCCAAGACUGCCCCAUUUCCCCACUUGCUUCUAAUUGUUGCUGCUGUUGUUUUUAUUACAAUAUAUGUAUAUAUUGUGAGGACUGGCCAUGUCUCAGUCAGAUGUGAU
Molecule: messenger RNA, 6721 nt
Organism: Podarcis lilfordi (Lilford's wall lizard)
Lineage: Eukaryota; Metazoa; Chordata; Lepidosauria; Squamata; Lacertidae
Source: the annotation of a GenBank genome assembly